AUGGCACGUCUCACAGCAGCCCAAGGCUGGUCUCUGACAUGGGUUGAGAGUAUCGAGUGGCUUGACUUCAUCGAGGAGUUCAUACCCGACACGCAACAGCACUGUAGGGGCAAAGAAGGGACUCUUGAGACUGAUGGAUGGAGCAGUGUAAAUCUGCUUCACCUUGUUCCUUUUAUGGUCAAUGUCAAUCAGGAGCUACAUACAGUGAAAGUCUAUGAUACUACGACAAAGGUGGAGAAUGCAGAAAAUCUGAUAGCUAUGAUUUGUGAAGUUAUCCAGAUUGUGGAAAAGGAUUGGGGCAUUCUUGUCAUAGCUAUUACUUCAGAUUGCGGUGGGGAUUCCAGGGCUGCAUGGAAGGCUGUUGUCACUGCAGACACACAUCUUGUUGGGCCCAAUUGCGACGCCCAUCAGAUUAAUCUCAUUGUCGGGGACUAUUUUAACGCUUCAGCAUUGUUUUUGGACUAUACCGAUAAGGCUGAUCAGGUUAUCAGAUGGCUGCGUGGACAAACAUUCUUGCUCGGUCUGUUGCGCGAGAUACAGCAAUGUAUCUGGGAGGGCCAGACACUGGCUGUCAUCCGCGCAGUUAUCACACGAUGGAUGGCCCAUUUCCUGGCUUACCAGCGACUCUUGGAGCUGAAGAGCGCUCUUGAGCUUCUUGUGGAACAUCCCUGCCUUUAUGCAUCCGGUACGGAGCAGAGUCAUGCGGUAACACGCAAGAUGGUACCUAUUAUCUGUGACGGCUUGUUCUGGCACCAUCUCGCACGGGUCAAAUUCCAUCUCCAGCCGCUUGCUAUAGCGGCAAACGUCACGCAAUCGGUGCACUGCCGCCUUGACGAAGUUCUGCUGACAUUUGCGUUCCUUGUCAAGCAAUACCUGGAGCAGCCAGUGGAAGAUGAAGCAGUGAAGCAUGUCGUAAUCAACAGCCUCAAGACACGGUGGGGAAAGACAGAUCAAGACGUGUUUAUUGCCACUGUCAUACUAAAUCCCUUUGUGAAGACGGGAGCAUUCAAGCAGAUACGCAUUUUCACAAGGGCGGGGAUUGCAAUCCUCCUCCAUCAUCUCUGGCAUCACUUCUAUCCCGACACUACUGUUAGCAGUACAUUGAAGACCGAGAUCGACAACUACUUGGAUAAUAAGGGACAAUAUUCAGAUUUACAGGAGUAUACGGAAAUGAUACAAGUGCAGGCCGUAUCCGAGGUGAGCCGCAUUCAUCUGUCUUGGGGGCUUGAGGUAACUUGA
Gloeophyllum trabeum ATCC 11539 is the source of this 1239-nucleotide messenger RNA. RefSeq lists its product as uncharacterized. The record is from RefSeq and is a predicted model, not a curated record. Lineage: Eukaryota; Fungi; Basidiomycota; Agaricomycetes; Gloeophyllales; Gloeophyllaceae. The coding region runs from base 1 to 1239 and encodes 412 amino acids. The transcript is spliced from 5 exons.